Hyla sarda is the source of this 1204-nucleotide messenger RNA. RefSeq names its product SREK1 interacting protein 1 (gene SREK1IP1). Bases 143 to 601 code for a protein of 152 amino acids. Gene Ontology annotation, molecular function: zinc ion binding; nucleic acid binding. The record is from RefSeq and is a predicted model, not a curated record. Lineage: Eukaryota; Metazoa; Chordata; Amphibia; Anura; Hylidae. The transcript is spliced from 5 exons.
UUCGUCGACCUGUCCGCUGUGUGCACCGUCUAAAUCAGUCUCCCGGAAACUGAGGAAGAGUGUGUUUAGUUCCUGCACCUAGGGCUGUCGCGGCGAUUUCUUUCGGGGGCGUGUGGUGUAGCGGUACCUGUCGUCCUGCUCCAUGGCUGUCCCAGGGGUUAAUAAAGAUAACAUCAGAGCGGGAUGUAAGAAGUGUGGAUAUCCUGGCCAUCUGACCUUUGAAUGUAGAAACUUCCUUAGAGUGGACCCGCAGAGGGACAUAGUGCUUGAUGUUAGCAGCACCAGUAGCGAGGACACCGAUGAUGAAAUCGAAGUUGGAAGUAAAGCUCCAAUUUCUGCAGAUAAGAAAAAUGCCGUAGAAGUUGGGAAGAAGUUGAAGAAAAAGGAGAAAACUAAAUCCAAGAAGCCACGAAAAAGAUCCCAUUCCUCCAGCGAGUCGAGUGAAGAGAGUCCGAAAUCAAAGAGGAGGAAAAGUAAAAAAGUAAAAACCAAGUCAAAGAAAGCAAAACACCACAAGAAAGGCAAAAAGAAAGGAAAGCGAGAACACCACUCCUCUUCUUCAUCCUCAUCCAACAGUUCAGAAUCCUCCAGUAGUGACUGAUCUGACUCUAAACGUUGACGGCAGUACUAUCCUGUGCUUUCCAUCUAUAUACAAAAUUAUAUUUUAUAUAAAAACUCUGCACAGAGGAUGGUGAUUAUAGUUUCCCACAAUAAAAUGUACAGACUGAUGAUAAUGCAGUACAGUUAUUAAGCUUGUCAAUAAGUUUUUAUGUUUUCCAGAGAAAAAUAAAGAAAUCAAUUUUGAUGUAUUUUUCCUACAUUUUAUUAGUUCAUUUGUGGCUGGUAAUUCAGACUAAUAAGCUCUGCUUUACAGUGUGAAAUAUAGUCCCCAGUUUAUGGUGUAAACAAGCAGCCGUAUGGUAAUGUACGCACCAGCCUAUAAACAAACACAAAAGACUGUACAUAGUUUAACCCCUUAAUGACCCAGUAAAUUUAAAAAGUUUAGAUUUUUAUUUUUUCCCAGCUUACUUUCUAAUAGCCAUUAUUUUUUUUAUGUUUCUAGCUACAGAGCCACAAGAGGGCUUGGGGGGGUUAAGGACCAAUUGUACUUUGUAACAAAGCUCUUAAUUGUACCACAAAAGUCUUUGUGAGGUGAAAUAAAAAUGCAACUUUGCAAAUUAAAGGGAUCUCAUCAUUUUGUUAU